UUCUACCACCGCGAAAACGAUUCGAGAAAGUCCCUGUUUUGUAUUUCUAGUGGCGCGAAAAAUCAGGACAUGGUUAUGUUUAGGCAGUAGACUGUAGUUUUGAGAAAGAAAGUGUUGAGAAUAUGGACCCAACGUCGCAGUUCUUCUCUAAGUUGCGGCGCCUCGCCGUCACUCUGGAGACCGAGACGGAGAGCCUACUGGGCGCCUACAAGACCCGCGAUGAGCACUGUGAUGAUGAGUCUGCGACUGAAAGAGGGAUGGGAGCCUAUCACACUCUUUGCAACGAGUUGGCUGACCUCAAGGGAGAGAUCCGUGUCCGGCUGGAGCAGCAGCUAACCCGGGAGGAGGAGGUGAAGAGAUACUUGGCGGCAUGCGGUGUGAUGCAGCGACGGAUCACUAACGAUAUCAACACGCUGAAGGGACACUAUGAAUCAUACGGCUACAAAGCCCCACCUCAAACACACACGCAGGUAAAAGGUCACCUCCCAGAGUCAGCCGACCUCGGGGUGGAAGAGGGCUCAGCGUCUGUAAAGGAGGAGGAGGAUGGAGCCACGGAGAGGAAGGACCCACACCUUCCCUCCACCCCUCAGUCAACCCAGCCCCCCAGCUUUGACGCUCUGCGCACGCCAAAGCUGGCCGACUUCGGCCUGUCGGAGCUGGCCCUGAAGGGCAUGCUCAGCUUGGCCCACAGGGAGGAUGUAAUGGUUCCUAAAUCUCUGCAAGUGCCAGUGCUGAGUUUCCCACCGCCGCAGUCUUCUCUGGCCAUGCCCCCCGCCCCCACCUUGCUGAUGACGCCCAAGUGUUUGUCGCGCACGGAGAAAGAGGUCCUGCCCACGCCACAGAUGAAGGACUUUGGCAUCUCUGAGCGCACGCUACACCCCGACAGUGACCCCGUGGCCACCGGGGCCCCGCCCCCCGCCACCUACCAGAUGCGCACGCCAAAGCCGUCGGACUUCGGCCUGUCGGAUGCGGACCUUCAGCGCAUCGGGGCUAUGGGGUUUCAUGAGGCCCUGCCUAUGCCGGCACUGAGUUUCACGUCACUGCAGUCGUCUCUCGCCCCGCCCCUCUCCCCCGGCGUGCCGCUGACGCCCAGGCGUGAGCUGCACAUGGAGGAGGAGGAGGAGGAGGAGGAGGAGGAGGAGGAGCUACGCACAAAGAUGAAGGACUUUGGCCUUGUGGAGCACACGCUAUGCCUCAACAACGACUUCACCAUGGACCUCCACCGGAUGGCUAAAAUAUCAUCAAAACAAAAGCAGCCCCAGAUGGUGAACCUCACACUUGAGAUGCCCAAAAUGGAGUCCGUGUUCUGCAACACUCUGAUCCAGAGGAGGGCUUGUGAGUCUGGGGACCCCAGCAGCCUGGAUGUGGACGGCACCACCCAGGAGUUCAACCUGCGGACCCCCCGUGUCAGGCUGGACUACCAGGAUCCCUCCACCCCUGAGAUGCCUGACCUCAGCUUCAUCACCCAGGACAUCUGUAAACUGGUGUCACGCGCUGAUCUAAAGGAGAAGAACACCGCCGUCAUCAUGCCGACCCUCAGAGGGCUGGGGAAAGAAAACGGAGUUGUGUUGCUCGCCCCUGUGGGCGACUCUGAGUUCCGUCUUCUCCCUAACUACCUGAGACAGAUGUCCCUCAGGAGCCUCAACGACUUCCUCCACAAGAUCAACACGGCAGCCGCUGCCAAGCACCGACAAGGCGAAGCGCUGCAGUUCCAGAUUGAGGAACUGAAGAGCUUUACUGGGGUGGGCACCAUGGCCCACCCCAGUGUCAACCUAAACUUGGGUGUAGGUUGUCCAACCUACCUCCUGUGUCUGGAGGAGCUUCACCGGCUAAAGCAUGUACAGAGAGUGGGCAAAAGCUCAGUGUACAAGCUCCUCCCCAAGCAUUGAGACCUCACACCAUAGAAGAAGAGAUUUUCUUACAUUACCCAAAAGUUUGCUUACUUUUUUCAGAAGAAUCACAAACAUUAAAAAAAAUAAAAAAAAAUAAAGAGACCUA
Gadus morhua (Atlantic cod) is the source of this 1998-nucleotide messenger RNA. RefSeq names its product spindle and kinetochore associated complex subunit 3 (gene ska3). The coding region runs from base 123 to 1889 and encodes 588 amino acids. The transcript is spliced from 11 exons. The record is from RefSeq and is a predicted model, not a curated record. Lineage: Eukaryota; Metazoa; Chordata; Actinopteri; Gadiformes; Gadidae. Gene Ontology annotation, cellular component: spindle microtubule; kinetochore; outer kinetochore. Gene Ontology annotation, biological process: mitotic cell cycle; chromosome segregation.